AGCCUGAUGACCAUCUAACAGUAGCCCAGUCACUAAAGAAGGAAUUUGAUAACCCUGAAACUGCAGACCUGAAGUUUCUAGUGGAUGGAAAAUAUAUUCAUGUUCAUAAAGUUCUUCUCAAAAUUAGGUGUGAACAUUUUCGUUCCAUACUGAGUAACGACGAUGAAAUUAUAGAAAUGAGUGAAUUUUCUUAUCCUGUUUACCGAGCCUUCCUGGAAUAUUUGUAUACAGACAACAUUAGGCUCCCUCCUGAAGAUGCAAUAGGACUGCUAGAUUUGGCAACACUGUAUAGAGAAAACAGAUUGAAAAAGCUUUGCCAGCAAACAAUCAAACAAGGCAUUUGUGAAGAGAAUGCCAUUGCUCUUCUUUCCGCCGCUGUCAAAUAUGAAGCUCAGGACUUGGAAGAAUUUUGCUUCAGAUUUUGCAUAAACCAUUUAACUGUUGUUACACAAACUCAAGGCUUUGCAGAAAUGGACCACGACCUCCUGAAAAACUUCAUUAGCAAAGCAAGCAGAGUGGGAGCAUUCCGAAAUUGA
Messenger RNA from Pelecanus crispus (Dalmatian pelican), 536 nucleotides. The record is from RefSeq and is a predicted model, not a curated record. Lineage: Eukaryota; Metazoa; Chordata; Aves; Pelecaniformes; Pelecanidae.